AUGACUUUACUAGCAUUCGUCUUCCUGCUCACCUUCCUCCCAGCUGAACCAGCAAGCAGCAGAUACCCCCCCAAGGCAGCAAGUAACCAUGUGUUCGGACCACGGCAGGUAUAUGGUCUGGACAACGGGUCCGUUAUGGUGAAAUGCUUUUACCCUCCCACCCACGUGAACAAACACGACAGAAAGUAUUGGUGCAGGGAAUCGUCCACGGGCUGCACGACCAUUGUCUCCACCAACGGCUACACUGCUCCAGGCUACCAAGGCAGAGUCUCCAUCACCGACUACCCACUGGAAAAAAACUUCCAGAUUAACAUGUCCCAGCUUACAAUGGCAGAAGCUGGCACCUACCAGUGCGGAGUUGGUAUCAAUGGCAGAGGGCUCUCCCACAAAGUCAGGCUGGAUGUUUCUAAAGGUCCACAUGUACCCGAGGGAGCUGAGCUCUUCUACGUGAAGCUGCACAGCACCUUGACCAUGUCCUGCAGCUUCGGGCCGGACUUUGCAAGUGCGAGGAAAUACUUGUGCAAGAUGACAAAAAGUGGCUGCCACAACAUCAUCGAUACUUAUAAGAAAGUUGAUGAGGAUUUCUUUGGACGAGUUCUGCUGAGCAAUGAGGACACUCCAGGCUCAUUCAGCAUCGUGAUAACUCAAAUGGGCUGGGAAGACUCCGGCCUGUACAUAUGUGGGGCUGGCACCUAUGGGGAGAGUGGGGAAAUGAAGGAACUGGACGUGCAUGUUUAUGAAGAGACAAAGGUUCCUCAAGGAAAGCCCACAAUAUUUGGAGUAAAAGGAAGUUCAGCAACUUUUGAAUGCUACUACAAGCCUCUAAAAAAGUCCUCAGUGAAGUACUGGUGCAAGUGGAGAGAGAACGGGUGCGCUAAGAUCAUAGACAGCUCCGGGUUUGUGCCAGACUCGUAUGAAGGAAGAGUGGCCAUGUACGACAAUCCAGCUACCAACACCUACACCGUCAUCCUCAACCAGCUGACGGACAGUGACAAGGGCUACUACUGGUGCAUGACAGAUGAGGAGAAGGAGCAGCAAACAUCAGCCGAGCUGAAGAUCAUAGAUGGAGAACCUGGACUGCAGGGAAAGCAGGAGGUGGAGGCACAAGUGGGUUCACGGGUCGAUUUAACCUGCUCUUAUUCAUGCAAGUACUACUCCUACCAGAAGUACUGGUGCAAGUGGAGCAGCACCAGCUGCACCCCCAUGCCUGCUUCUGACCAAAGGCAGUCGCCUUCUGACCAAGGACCCGACGUUACCUGUCACACCGACAACAAGACAGUGAUCCUAAGCUUUGACUCGGUGGCAAAGACAGACCAAGGGUGGUACUGGUGUGGAGUGAAGCACAACGGCACCUUCGGGGAAACCAUGGCAGUGUACCUGCGGGUGACUGGAGCCAUGCUGAGCCCCCGAGCCGCGCCGAGCCCCCGAGCCGCCCUGAUGGUGACUUUAUUCCCCAAGGAAAUCCUUACAGCGACACAGCGGUGCGAAGCGCAGCUGCCUCAGAAAGCUCUGAUGAAAGCCACGGCCCCAACACUUCUUUUAGUUCUGAGCCCUAUUGGUGCUGCGCUCCUGAUCCUCGUGGCAGCUUUCGCCGUUUUUAAAUACAGGCAGCUGAAGAGAUCUGACCUGGUGUCCGUCGGGAGCUACAGGACAAACAUCAGCAUGUCGGACUUCGAAAGCGUGAAGGAGUACAGCGCAAGCAAUAACGCCUGCGUGAAAGAGAGCCAGGAGACUCAGAUGGGAGGGGACGAGUUCAUCACCACCGUGCCCGCCCCAGAAAGCGCUGCCGAGACGAAGAAGGCAAAAAGGAGCUCCAAGGAGGAUGCUGACCUCGCCUACUCCGCCUUCCUCCUCACCUCCAGCAGCAUCACGCAGAGCGGCGCUGGGGGGGACAGCGCAGCCCCGGAGGUGCCCCCCACGAACUGGGAGGGUCAGAUCUGA
This is a messenger RNA of Charadrius vociferus (killdeer), 1941 nucleotides long. Its product is annotated as polymeric immunoglobulin receptor-like. Gene Ontology annotation, molecular function: transmembrane signaling receptor activity. Gene Ontology annotation, cellular component: plasma membrane. The record is from RefSeq and is a predicted model, not a curated record. Lineage: Eukaryota; Metazoa; Chordata; Aves; Charadriiformes; Charadriidae.